GAUAUAAACACGUAGCGCCGCCGCCCUCUUGUGGCGGAGCGAGCGAACUGCGAGUUUUGUUCAGGAUGAUGAUGAGCCCUGUGGCAAGUGAGAACGGGCAGGCAGAGCGCCUCAGUACACACGAGAACCUGCUGCUGAAGGCCGUCGGAGUCGUGCGUUGUAAAUUAUGUACAUAAGUUACUGACAUUAUUCGGGUACACAUGAAUGGCCAGUCGCACAACUUGGAGCCAACACACCGAGCAGCGAGUGGGGAAAUCUGUGAACCAGCGGCAAGCAUCGUCUGAACUGGAACACGUACACCAAGUGCUCUCUGCCUGUCUCUCACACACAGACCGAGGCUCGACGGCUCCGGUGGGGAUUUUCAAGCCGACAGCACCGCGGCAAGCGUAUAAAAUGUAAAGAGCUGAACAAACGAACCCGCGACUUUUUUUCUAAAGCUUUUUGUAAAUGUAUUUUUUCAGUGGGUGUAAAAUAAUUUUGUAGGCAGAAAAGCCCUUUGUAAAAUAUCGUGUAAUAACGUUUGUAAAUAGCAAUAGGAAUAAUAAUUAAUAAGAAAAAAAAUUCAGUUAUCAGUGAGAUAGCUAGCUGACUAGCUCGUUUUUUUUUUUAAAAAAUAUAUCGCUGGACCGACGAGCUACGAUGUUGCAUUUGGGGCUUACUUGAAGAUAUUCACACAACAGCAGUUUGAAAGAAAAACACUGCAGCUUUCCGGACAGACUUGAUAAAACUCCCGGUUUUAGUGUGUGUUUGUAAGAGCCGGGAGACGCGUGGUUUUCUUUGAUUAGUACUGCACCUGCGUGGGUUCUGAAGAAAAUGUAGGAUAUGGUGAGGAGGAAAGUGAGGACAGAAACUAUUCUCCAGCACCUGUGGUCUCAUCCUCCUGUGCUACUGUAAAGCUUUUUUUAAAAAAAAAAAAAGGAGAGGAAAAGAACGGAGGAAAAGUGGGAGAGGGUCGCCAGUUUGGCCAAAGAGGGGCAUCAGUCAUCUGCAGCACUGGAAGAACAAUCUGACAGACUAGAAGGGGUGAGUGGGUGACCACAGAAAGAGAGAGAGACGGGGACUGACGGAGGAGCAAAGGUUUGGAGGAGGAGGAGGAGGAGGUCUAGCAGGGGUGGGAAAGGUCAUUCCCCAUGGCUACUGACCCAGGAGAGCCCACAGGCACCGAGGACUCCUCGGAGAAACCUGAUGGACAGAGGGAGGAGGACACGGAGCUGGAGGGCAGGGCCAACCAACAGAGGGAGAGGACACGCAGCACCCCCUCAGACCUCUCCUCCUCCCGGACUGAGGAGAGGAGAGCGACAGGAGGAGAGGAUGGAGGAAUCCGAGGAGGAGGAGGAGGAGGGGAAGCCACCAAGGAGGGCGAGGAGACCAUAGUCAAACCGAUUUCAAUCUCCGCGCCCUCCUUACCGGCGGACACUGGUCAGAAACGACUGAGGAGGGAGAAGCGCUUCUUCAGGAAGAGUGUUGAGAUUUGCGAGGAGGAUGAUGAGGUGGAGGUGGCCCCCGAGGCGCCCCACAGUGCCCCCCACCUGGAGUUGCGUUCCACGGACUCAGUCUUCACCGGCGGUGCCCAGCAACAAGGGGCUGCUUCGUCCUGCGCUGCCCUGGGCCAUGACCCGUCUUGUCCCAGCUCCAGCCAGGAGCCUGGCAAGGACCCUCCAUCCUCCACACCCACCCAGAGGGGGAAGGAGAGGGACCGUGAGCAGGAGGAGGAGGCAGAGAUGAAGGCUGUGGCCACCUCUCCUGGAGGCAGGUUCCUCAAGUUUGACAUUGAACUGGGCAGAGGAGCCUUCAAAACUGUGUAUAAAGGCCUGGACACAGAGACUUGGGUGGAGGUGGCUUGGUGUGAACUGCAGGACCGCAAGCUGACCAAGGCGGAGCAGCAGCGCUUCAAGGAGGAGGCCGAGAUGCUGAAGGGGCUUCAGCACCCCAACAUUGUCCGCUUCUAUGAUUCCUGGGAGUCUGUUCUCCGUGGGAAGAAGUGCAUCGUACUGGUCACUGAACUCAUGACUUCAGGAACACUCAAAACUUACCUUAAGCGCUUCAAGGUGAUGAAACCCAAGGUCCUGAGGAGUUGGUGUAGACAAAUUUUGAAGGGCCUUCACUUCCUUCACACCAGGACUCCUCCAAUUGUCCACCGGGACCUCAAGUGUGACAACAUCUUCAUAACAGGCCCCACAGGAUCAGUCAAGAUAGGCGACCUCGGCCUGGCCACCCUGAUGAGGACCUCCUUUGCCAAGAGUGUCAUAGGAACACCAGAGUUUAUGGCUCCAGAGAUGUAUGAAGAACACUAUGACGAGUCUGUGGAUGUUUAUGCCUUUGGGAUGUGCAUGUUGGAGAUGGCUACAUCUGAGUACCCCUACUCUGAGUGCCAAAAUGCAGCUCAGAUCUAUCGCAAAGUUACAAGCGGUAUAAAACCAGCCAGCUUUGAUAAAGUAAAUGACCCAGAGAUAAAAGAGAUCAUCGAAGGCUGUAUUCGUCAGAACAAGAGCCAGAGACUCUCCAUAAGAGACCUUCUGAACCAUGCAUUCUUUGGAGAGGACACAGGGGUCCGGGUCGAGCUGGCAGAGGAGGACACAGGCACCCAGGACUGUCUGGCUCUCCGGAUUUGGGUUGAAGAGCCUAAGAAGCUGAAGGGGAAGCACAAAGACAAUGAGGCCAUCGAGUUCAGCUAUGACCUGGAGAAUGAUAGCGCUGAGGAGGUGGCUCUAGAGAUGGUGAAGUCAGGUUUCUUCCACGAGAGCGAUGCCAAGGUGGUAGGAAAAUCCAUCCGGGACCGAGUAAAUCUCAUCAAAAAGUCACGGGAGCGUCGACAGCAGCAGCUUCUCCAGCAGCACCAGGGCUUUGAAGAGAGAAGAGACUCUGCUCUUACCUCCUACACCUUUUCUCAUCCAUCCUGCUUGUCCUCACUGGGGCCAGUGGCCACCGGACAGACUGGAGGAGGAGCAGGAGGAGGGGCAGGAGGAGGAGGGCAGGAGUCUGAGGAACUGCCUGAGGUGGACCAGCAUGUCAGACAGCAGCAUAUUUUCAGUGGGACAGCCCUUAGUUUGCCAGAAGGUGAGAGCAUUGGGUCUGCCAGCUGUGAAUCUUAUGCAAGUGGACAGAGCCAGGCGUACUCUCAGCAAGGGGAGUCAUACACCCACUCCCAGACUGCUCUCCCCCCUACAGCAUCUGGCACCGGAGCAUUGGCUCAUCCUCAAAUGCUCCCCACUGGCGAGGGUGGAAGCGUUCCGAAUGUGCCUCUUGGUCAGAGUGUUAGUAUGUCCAGCAUGUCCAUAGGCCAAAGCGGAGGGGGACCUGUCAGUCAGACAUUUCUUCAGCCCAGUUCCAUGGUUGCGCAGGUAUCACCAAGUGUACCUCAACAAUAUUUUCAGUCACAAACAUUCCCAUCAGAUACAUUUCAAACUGCCACUCCCCACGGGUCAAUGGCCCCCUCACAGUCAUACAUACCCCCUGUUUCCCCACAAGCACCCAUUAAUGUCCUCACUACAUCCAUGUCAGUUGGUGAUCCCGCUGGACUAACGGGGACCAUUGUGCCGCUCGCUCAGCAGACCCAACCCCCUGCCACUCCCAUGCAGCUCACUGACAUCAUUCCCCAGGCAGCACCCCAGCAAACACAGCCUGUCAUGAUCCCUCAGCAGACUAUUGUCCAACAACAACAGAUAGGGAUGGAUCCCCAGGCCUCCACCCUUCAGCAGCAGCCACAACAGAAAAUGGAGGCCCAGGCCACUGUGCUCGAACAAGUUAGUGCCACUCAACCACCAGCGGAACAGCAGCAACAGAGCCUUUCAGCUACAGUUGUCCAGACGCAUCAACAUGAGCCUCAACAGCAGAUCUAUGUACAGCAGCCUGUUCCACUUGUCCAGCCAACUCCUCAGCAGCAGUUGUUACCUACACAAAGAGGUAUGGAACAGCGAGCUAUGUCAUUACCGCAGCCAGGGGAGCAACCUCAGGCUUAUAAACAGCAUCCAGUAGGGGAUCCUCAUGAGCAGGCCGCGAUGCAAUCUCAGCAACUGCAACAACAGCUUCAGCAACAGCAAACUCUGAUACAGCAGCAGCAGCAGCAACAAGCUUUACUGCUCGAGCAACAUCAGAUGUAUGUCCAGCAACAGCUUGAUCAGCAGCAACAAAAAGCAUUGCUUCAACAGCAGCAGCAGCAACAAGCCCAACUACAACAGCAUCAGCUGGAGCAGCAGCAGGCACUUUUACACAAGCAAUUUCUGGAUCAACAGCAGCAGGCUCUUAUUCAGCAGCAACAGGAACAGCAGCAGCAUCCACAAGGUCUUGUACAACAACAGCAGCAAGCACUUUUACAACAGCAAUUAGAACAACAACAUCAACAGCCUCCCUCACAGCAACAGCAGCAGAGCCAGUUAUAUCAACAAAUUGGACAACACCAAGCUGGAGCACAAAAAGAACCAGAGAAGCAGCAGCAAAGUGGACAACAUCAACAACAAAUUGUAUUGCAGCAGCAACCCCAGCAGACUCAACAGCAAAAGGAACAACAGUUGCAGCAGCAGGCCUUACUCCGACAAAUGGAACAACAACAGCAGCAAGCUCUGAUACAGCAGCAUUUGCAACAGCAGGCUAUUUUACAACAGCAGCAGCUCCAGCAGAAAGCUCAGCUACAGCUACAGCAACAAGAGCAGCAACAAAUGCAACUCAAGCAGCAGAUAGAACAGCAGCAGCAAGCUCUGUUGCAACAACAAUUAGAACAACAGCGUCAACAACAAGUCCUGUUACAGCAACAACAAGCGGAACGAUUACAGCAACAGGCUCUGAUACAGCAACAGAUUCAAGAGCAGCAGCAGCAAGCUGCCAUCAUUCAGCUUCAGCAAACUGAAAAACAAGAGGCCGUCCCUAUUCCACAAAGUAACAGUGAGCAGCAGAUUCAGCAGCAGCCAACUGAUAUACAACAUGUGUGUAUCCAACAACUGAACACCACUCAGUUUACACCUCAUGCCGCUCUCACGCAGCAACAAGUGAUAGAGCAACAACAGCAAGCAGUAUUGAUCCAGCAGCAGAAAGCAUUUGUUGGCCAGCCACCGCUCCAUACCUCUGUAAUGGAACCUCAUAUCCCAGUCGGAGCUCCAGUCAGCAAUGAGGUGAUUCAGCACCAAACUCAAACUGUCCCACAGGCCCAGGUACCCAUGGCCAUUCAGACCACACAGAUUCCUCUUCAGACAUCUGCUGUUCUCCCAGGUCAAGUCUUUACCCAGCAAGGACAAAAUGAGGCUCAUCCCCAGAACCAGGGCCCAUUUAUAGCCCAGUCCACAGCCAAAGCAGCUCAGGCUAUGAUUGAUGCCCAAGUAACUCCUCCAGCAGCAAUGAUCCAGGGACAGACUCAAGUCAUCCAGAAUCAACAAAUUCCUUUGCAGACUAGUUACCCAGGACCUGUCACUCCCGCACAGAGCCAGGUAACUGCUCAGACGUUAAUCCAGACUCAGCCUCUGCACCCAACAAUUGCUCAGUCCCAGCAACCACAUGGCCAGGGCCCAACUGUUGACAUUCAGAUGAUUGGCCAACAAAGCCAAGCUGCUGUCCAGCCUCCAGCUGCAAUUGCUCCUAUUCCCAGUCAAAUCCAACACGAGUCUCUUGUUCAGCAAAACACUCAAAUGCCAGGGCUCAUGCAUCCCCAGCUCCAGCAGCAAACUCAAGGCCAGCCACCUAGCCAGCUGCAUGCUCAGACGGCUGCUGGCCUUUUGACCCCUCAGUAUGUCCCUCAGCUUACCCACCAGGCCAUGCCAUCUGUACAACAGGAUAUGACUCAUAUUACACAACAGCAGCAGCAACAGCAGCCAGUGCUGCAGUAUCAGCAGAUGAUUCUGUCUCCUGGCUCAGCUGGUGUCGGAACUAAAACAGACAGUCUCAGCUCUGUAGUUGACCCUGCAAACUUUGUUGCAUCUCCUCAUCCUGCACAGCAAGCUGGCCAAGCCUAUGUUCCAGGCCAAGUUGUCCAGGCCCAGCAGCAGCCCCUAGGAAGCGCUACUGACCCUUCAGUUAUUCAGCCCAUCUCCCAGCAUGCUAUGCCUCAGUCUACCGAGCAAUACCAGCAACAGCUGCAGAAGCUUUCUCAAGCGCAUCAACCGCUAGCUCCACCUCCUCCGCAAGCUCAGUUACUGGCACAGCCCAUCACAACUCCCCUCCAGCAACCACCUCCCAUAAAGCAAGCUUUGAUACCCCUUGAUGAGAGUCAGCUGCCCCCACAGAGUCCACCUGCUUCGCAUCUGGUGACCCAUCCUCCUGCACAGAUAGUCUCCAGUAAUGUAGCUGAGCCUCAGUCCCAGAGCAGGACCCUCCCCCUCUAUAGUCAUCUAGGAGCAGGCACCACUCCAUCUCCUCAGCACCAGGCCAAGCAGAUGCUGCCGGCUCAUACACACACACAAACCAGCAUCCAGGCCCAAACACACUCCCAAACACAAACACACAUUCAGACACAAGCUCAUUCCCACACUCAGACACACACCGAGACACCUAUUGCUGAACAGCCUGUUCUGCCCAAUGCUGUCUUUCCUGCACAACAAAUGCCCCUCAGCCCCUCUCAUACCUCCUGUCCUCCAACAUCACUACCAUCUCUCCCAUCCCACCAUCCUGCUGCUGCCCCUGCUCCAGAGCUGCCUACAUCUCCGCCAGUGGCCCAGGUAACCUUACCGGGGCAGGCCGACUUUAUCCCCACCUCCCCUCCGCCUGUCACUACUCUACAAUCGCUUGAUUCUAAUGCCCCCAAACUGCCCCAAGCCUCGCUGCAAGACUGUGACCUUUCCCUGCUGGGCAUUGCUCAGGAUGGGCCAUCUGUACUUUCAAGUACAGAACAUCAUUCUUCUUCAGGGUCUGUUCCUGCUAAUGGAGAAGAAACUCUUCAGCUCCUGGCCAAUGGGAAGUUAGAGAAAUUAAAAACUCAAAGAAGAGCUUCCUGUCAGAGGCCUGAGAAAGUUUCCCAUCAGUUUCAACUGAGCAUGCUCCAGGUGUCCGGCAGCGGGGACAAUAUGGUGGAGUGCCAGCUGGAGACCCAUAGCAACAAGAUGGUGACAUUUAAAUUUGACAUUGAAGGAGAUGCACCUGAGGACAUAGCAGAUUACAUGGUGGAGGAGGACUUUGUCCUUGAUGUGGAGAAAGAGAAAUUUGUCGAGGAGCUUAGAGCAAUAGUUAAGAAAGCCCACGAACUUCUUCAAACACAUUCACAGACUGGAUCAACUGACCAGUUACAUGUGAGCACUCCCACUAGCUCAACAACGGACUCGGUGCCACAUUCCUCCCCAGUGGGACGCUGGCGCUUUUUUAUCAACCAGACUAUUCGCCAUAGAGACUCUCUUUCCAGCCAGGGAGCAGUCACGCCACCACCAACUACAGAGACAAGGAUACCCCAGUCUCCUAAAACAGAAAAAGCUGUAGAAAGUGAAGGAUCCCAGACUCUGGAGUCCUUGACUGGAAUGGCCUCUUCCCCCCACCCCACCCUUUCUGCCACCUCCCCUCCAGUCUCCACUAUCUCAGCCCCUGCCUCCAUGUCCCCCCCAGCCACCGCUGCCCAUGCUCCUCACACCACUGCCUCUGAAAGCAUCUCUGCACCAGCCUCCACACUUGAAGCCUCUCUCCCUGUCACUGCUUCAGGUGGUGCUGAGCUGCCAGUACUCACCUCAGCUUCUGCUGACCAAAUUUCCAGUGCUCCCUCAUCCAUUGCAAUACCUGUUGCUGCUAACCUCCCCACCUUGUCUGCUUCUCCCACUGUUGUGUCUCCCACACCCACCAACGUUCUUCCUGAUAUCCUCACUUCUCCUGGAACCAGUGCUUGCUCCACUGUUGGCCAAAGUAUAGGCGAUACAGUGAUAUCUGCUCCAAGGUCAUGUGUGUCUGCUGCAGACCAGUCCUCAACCUCUUUUCAUUCCCCUCCUCCUGCUACUGCAGUGGGCUCUUCAGUGGUAAGCCAACUUGGCAUGGAGCAGCAGCAGACACCUACCCAGGUGGCUAAACCAGUCCCACAACAACCACAACCACAGCCUCAGCUACAGCCUCAGCUACAGCCUGCAUUACAGCAGCAGGUACCAGCAGCUCAGCAGCAACUGCAGGCAAUGCAGCUUGAACAACAGGCACAACAGAUACAGCAGGCAACACCACAACAACAGCAAUCACAACAUCAAGUGUACCAAGAACAAAUUCAGCUGCAGCAGGAACAAGCUCUACAACAGUCUCUCCAGCAGUUACAACAACAGCAACUCAUACAGAAACCAAUACCACUUCAACAACAGCUGACUGAGGUGCAGGCGUUGCCUCGGGCAGGUCACACAGAGGUGUUAAAACAGCCUGUGCCUCUGCAGCAGUUUCUGCCACCGGUGCCCCUGCAGCAGACCCAACAACCUCUUCUUCAACAGCAAGCAACUCAGUACACCCCACAGUUGCUGCAACAGCCUCAGUUACAGCAGUUACCAGCAGCAGGUUAUGGCUCCAUAGCUGCCGUAGUGCCGCAGCAGCAGGCCCACGUUGAUCACCAGCAACAGCAACAGUUAAACCUGCAACAGUCAAUACAAUUACAGCAACAGCAAAUGGCGCAACAGCAGCUACAGCAGCAGCAACAUCAGCUGUUUAUGGGUGCUGUGGCUUUAAAGCCAGAACAAAGCCAAAAGUUGCCCAUGUCAAUCAGUCAACAGUUUCUUCAACAACAGGCACAGCUAAAUGUUAGCCCUGUACCACAACAGCAGAUCCCACAACAAACCCAAAUCCCCUCUGAGCUGUCACAACAACAUAUACAGUCACAGAAACAGCUGCAUCAGAUUGAGCAGCAACAGGAGGUUGUUAAAGCCAUGGACACACCCCAGAAACAGCAGCAGUUUUCACUGCAGAAGCAGUCCUCUUUACAGAUGUCAGAGUCAGAGGUGUCCACAGGAGAGACAAGUGUCACAGAGGACACAGGCAGUUACUCUGCUCCUUUUCACCCUUCCUCUGACUCCUCUCUGCCACCUCUCCAUCUAGGCACCGCUGAAACCUCCUUACCUACCCUCUCUCUCACAAUGACACCAUCCCCUGCUCAACCUUCCUCUGUGGCCGAGUCAGACAGUGAAGGCCCCCCCAAAAUUGAAUUUGUAGACAACCGCAUUAAAACUCUGGAUGAAAAGCUGAGGAACUUGCUGUAUCAGGAGUACAGCAGCGGGGCACCGUCAGCUGGGGGGGCUGCCUCUGGCCCAACAUCAGCUGCCUCCACAUCAGCCGGAGGAGACGAGUCAUCUGAGCCGCAGUCGCUCCACCUCGUGUCUUUCCCCCCACCUGCCUCCUCCUCAGAUACCUCCCCCCACUCCUCGUCCUCUACUACCUCCUCCACAACCUCCCGUUCCUCCUCCACCUCCCCUGAGCCAGAGAGAGAUGGAGGGCGAGAAGACACCUCCUCUGAGGUGCCCAACUCCACAGAGCUGGGUCCGGUGGAGCAGCAGCCCGGCCCAUCCCUACCCUCCACCUCUGCCUCGUCAACCCCGCCUACCUCUCUCCUCCCCGCCAGUCAGGAUGACUCUGCUGGGCCCCAGCGCCCACCUGUACCAGGAGAACCAACCAUUCUUGCUGUACCCCCACAGUCUGACACCAGUACCACUGGAGACGCAUCGUGGCCCCCCAAUCAGCAACCGAUCCCCCUCCGGCAUGGACAGCAGCAGCACAAUGCAGGAGGUGGAUAUUUUGGCCUAAACCUGACAUGUCCUAGUAUCAGAAAUCCUGUUAGCAAGAAAUCCUGGACUCGCAAAUUCAAAAGCUGGGCGUGCAAACUGCGCCACUCCGCCAGCUUGUUCAAGAAGCCCAGAGUCCAGCAAGAUGGACGUUCCAGCAGUCAGGCACUUAGAGAGGAGAAAGAGGUGCCACCCGUAAAUCCACCUCAGUCACGCAAAGGACGAUUUCAGGUGACUCCAGUGCCCCAGACUUCUCCCCCAAAGGAUGCGCCAUCAGGCCAUGGUAGCACUCACAGGAAAGUGGGACGCUUCUCUGUAACCCAGACCGAGACUAAGAAAGAGGAUGGGCAGACUGACAGCUCCCUGGUGUCUCCUCAUUUGGAGAGGGAGAGGAGGAGAUCCCGGGCAAAGGAAGGGGAGAAAGAUGAAAGUAAGAAGACCCCAGCAGUGGCUCAUCUGUCUCGAGGUCAUGGACAUAGCCACUCACCCCUGGGCAGCAGUGACGAUGAUGAUGAAAGCGAGCUGGAAGAUGAAGACCUGAGAAGAGAACUGCACAAACUCCGAGAGAAGCACAUCAAAGAGGUGGUAUCCCUUCAGGCCCAGCAGAACAGAGAGCUGCAGGAACUAUACAGACAGCUCCGUUCCCUCAAAGACCAGAGGCAGAGUCUGCCUGCCUCCCUUUCCCGAACCCCUCCUCUUCCCACUGCACCUCCUGUCCUCUCUCCUCGCAGGCCCAGGCCAGCCAAAAUCAAACUCCGGCCCCGGCCUCACUCUCACAUGGAUAACAACGGAGUUACGCACUCUGGGAUUCAGCAGUCAAGUAGUUUCUCAGGUGGUGAACAGAGUAGACUGCCCCUAUACUGCAACCCAGAGCACCGCCCGUCACUGCCUGCUAAAAGAGAUAACAGUCCUCUGAGAAAAAGCACAUUCACUGAUGAACUGCACAAACUUGUUGAUAAUUGGACAAAGGAGACGGUGGGCCCCGCCCCGCCCAAGCCUUCACUCAAUCAGAUCAAGCAGAUUCAACAGGUGCAGGAGUUGGGAGGCUGGAGCCAGGCGACUGAGGUGGCUCCACCAGGUUGGUUUCCAGUGGCACCACUGAACCCCCAGGCAUCCCCGACCCCUGCCAGCUUGCCUGUGGCAGCCCCUUCCCAUUACACAGGUGGAGGGAGCCUGUCCACCCUGCCCUCUCCAGGACCUCCACCACAAACGCACAUGGCUCAGAUGCCACAGAUGCAGCAAAGUUUACACCUCCAUCAGUCUCUCCCCCUCCCGCAGAUGACCUUUCAGCAGUCGCCACUCCGCCAGCAGAUACCGCAGCCGCGGAUGCAAACUCCCAUACAGUCUCAGUCGCUACCACAGACACAGCCCAUUACCCAGCUGCCCCACUCACCACCUCAAAGCCAACCGCUGCUGCCUUCCCAAAUGCCCACAUCUCCAGUGUCCACGGCCGCGUCUCUGCUGCCUGGCAGUGGUGCCACUGCAACCACAGAUAGCACUGCUGCUACUGGGGGGACAUUUUGCUCCUGUUCCUCAUCCUCUUCCACCUGUUCCUCCUCUUGCUCUACUGCUGCUCUACCUUCCAGUGCCAAAAUUCACCCAACACCCCCCACCUCGACUCUUCCUCUGGGACAGAAAUGAAACCAAGGCGAAGUGUGAGGUCAAUAUGAAGGUGCAAGAGAUGGAAACACUAAGUUGAUCAGGAAGUAAAGCAGAUCCAUUCGGAGUGUUAGUUCUGUGUAUGCAUGAGAGAGCUGUGACUGCGAUGAAUAUGUGGAUUCCAGUCUACUUCUGGAUGAGAUGGAGAGUGAAUGUGAGAGAUGAUAGAUUCUAGUAUGUACAAGACAGAGGGUAACAUGGAACACAGCAGCUAGGGUUUAUGAAUCAUGGUAUGUUUGGGUGUUGAGAUGUAUAAAUUCAUUAAUGUAUGAGUGUGUGAAUUAUGAGUGUGGGUGAGUGUUAAUGAAUUAUCCAAGUACAUAUCCCUUAUGUCCUUUAACACAAAUUAAUGUUCAUGUUUUUGUUUUCAAACCAACUCUCCACAACGGAACUCUCCCUUAGAAGAGACAAGAAGGACAAAAUAUUUGACAGUGUGUUGACAUUUUUUGUUUAAUUUGUCAAAGCUUACAGUGGAAGGACUAUCAAUUUUAAAAGUGCAAUUAGCAAUGGUCAUCUAAAUUGAUCAGCAUGUAUUGUAUUAAUUUGUCUGUAAGGCAUAAAAUAUUUUUGUAGAAGCACAUUGAUGAAAACCAGAUGCAUAGGGCAUUUUUUCAUGAUCUUUACAUGAUCUUUUAAAAGUGUAAGCCUACAGCACAAGGUGUUUCAGUGGGUAAUGAAAAAAAAAUUAAACAGCAUGUUACAGAGUAGAGCACGGUUAAGUUAUCUGACUACCAUCAUUACCACAAUACGACCAAAUACAUUGUUGCAGUGUUGUGCACCUUACAGCAUGUGCUUAAUUUGUAUUAUUUUAUGUUUGUAACAUAGAAGCAGUCUGAAUUACCAUGAGUGAUAUGAUAUGAAUUCAGAUGAUUUCUUAAUAUGAUGGCAAAUUGAAAUAUGCCAUAUAUGUUCAGUGGAUACCUGGGUAGACUCAGCCCAAGACUGCAUGACCUUAUGACUAACUUGACUUGCCUGAGUGCAAACUGCUUGCACUUGCUGUAUAUUCAUGAAUCUCACAUUUACUGUUUGCAGCCUACUGAGAUGAUUAAUCAGUCAUGAGUAAAUUUGCUUUCAGUAUGACAUGCUUCCACAUUUGACAUUUGUGCUUUCAGUUUGAGCUCUGCAUAUCAAAUUAUAUCACAGUGUCAUGCUGAGGAAAAGGAGGACAAAAAAAAAAGAAAAAAAAAACUGCCAAGUUAUUACAGACUGGGGAGACCAUAUGGGUUAUUCCCAUAUUGCCUUUUAAAAUUACUACAUUUUUUGUGAGUGUGUGAGUGUAUAUUUUUUCUGUGUGACAAAAGCUUUGUGAUAGUCCCAUGGUAUAUUGCAUUAUAAACUGCAUCCCUGUUUCUUUCAUUCAAAGCGGCCUCUCAAAUGUCACUGUACCCAACUGAAAAUGUUUACUCUGCUUGUGUCAUGGGCUUGUUUCCUCAAGAAACAAAAACAAGCGAGAGGUUCGACCAUAUACCAGUUGUAAGUUUGAUGUCCAACGCUGUUGUGGGGUCCUCACUUGCCUAUUUGUCAACUUUCUUUGGCGUUGUACAAAUUCCUUAUUUCAAUUGUUAACUAUUUAGUCUUCAACCAUAGGCUGUCAGUGGGACCGCACCUGUCAGAAGCUGAUGUGCUUUAUGCACACUGCAAAAGGUUUAAUCAAGUCAAAAAUGCUCCAUUCCUCUAUUUCUAAACUCACAUCAUUUGUAGAGAUACGCAGAGUAAUAUAUCUUCAGCAGAUAUAUUACUGUACAUUUUCUUUGGCUGUCAGUGCACUUAGCCAUACACACAUUUGACUAUUAAUGGUCAGGCGUUAAUCAUUUUGGCAUAAUAAUUAGCCUGUAGUCAAAGCAGCAUUUCUGUUUUAAUAAUGAUAGAGAGAUUGCGUGCCACAGAAAACUCAGAAAACAGAAGAUUGUACAUGUUGUUAAAGACUGCUAAAUGUGAGUCAAAGAAAUUUUAAUCAUCAAUGGUUAAGGAAGACUAGUUUGUGCUAAAGGGUAUGGUUGUUCAAAAACUGCAAAUGCAUAAUCUAGAGUAUAACACUGGUUUUCUGUAUUUGUUGCUUUUCAAGACAACCCACAUUUUCACAGAGAUGUAGUUCAUUAUUAGUGAAGGUGAGAUACUGUGCUGUCAUGUCUGAUACUAACAUGUUGACUGCAAGCUACAGCUCAACGAUCAUGAUUCAUGAUGUGGAGCUGGCUUUGUCCUUGAAGUGUUACCAAAAUGUUAUCUAAAAGAUAAAGAUUAUUUUUGUAUUUUGAAAUGGGGUUGUACAAAUUGUAAAAUUGUGUUCUCAUCAUUAUAAAUCAGAGGUUAUUUGAAGCUAGAAAACACUGGUUUUCAUCCCUGUUUACAUGGGACUCCCCUGCCUUGAUAUACCUCUCUGAGUCCUGACAGACCAGGGUCAUUUAAGAUUAUAUUCAGAGAAUUCUUGGUCAUUUUUGACAUCUUAUUUCCGUUUUAAACUGUAAAAACCAGGAUGAUCCAUAAUAGAAUGACAUUAGCAACUUCCUGGGCUGCAAGUCAAACCUAAUAAACUUCCAAAUUAAUGCAACAAAAACCUGGGGAGUCCCAAAUGGCAUGACUGAGAACCAAUAAUAAAAGAACAUUUGGGCAAAAAAACCUAGAAAAAUAAGGUAUGUUGCUGGUGAUUUAGCCUCUGUAAAUUGUAACUAAUUCAACUGUUGAUUUUAUUUAUGUUUUGUAACUAAUCAAAAUAAAUGAUGUCAAACAUCAAAUUA
This is a messenger RNA of Lates calcarifer (barramundi perch), 14038 nucleotides long. Its product is annotated as serine/threonine-protein kinase WNK1-like. Gene Ontology annotation, cellular component: cytoplasm; cytosol. NCBI's taxonomy places the organism in Eukaryota, Metazoa, Chordata, Actinopteri, Centropomidae. Gene Ontology annotation, biological process: protein phosphorylation; intracellular signal transduction; positive regulation of sodium ion transmembrane transporter activity. The record is from RefSeq and is a predicted model, not a curated record. Gene Ontology annotation, molecular function: chloride channel inhibitor activity; potassium channel inhibitor activity; protein serine/threonine kinase activity.